CCCGUCUUACAUUUAAUGAAGAUUCUCCCCCAUACCGACGGAUCCUUCUUCUUCUCUGACUCAUCUUGUACGAGUAGGCAUAGCUAAAAAGAAUUACCCCCUCAAAAUUGACUCAUCCGCACAUCAAAACCUCACUCAUCUCCUCCAACUUCCUUCCUUCUUUCCAACAAAAAAAAGAAACAAAACAAGAGCAAUAACAAUGGCCUCCUCCCCCAAAUUCAACGUCGCGGUCCUCCUCUACCCAGGCGCCGACAUCCUCGACUACUCGGGCCCGCUGGAAAUCCUCACCACGACCCCACCCCCAGGCCACCCGCGCUCCUUCACCACCACUACCUUCGCGCCCGAGUCCCCCGUGCGCGUCGCCGAGAAAGCCCUCACCAUCAUCCCGGACCUCCUCCUCGACGACCUCGCCGCACACCUGGACAACUACGACAUCCUGAUCGUGCCGGGGGCGUCCGGCGAGACGCUCGAGACGUUCCUGGGGAGUGAGCAGGGGCGGAAGGCGGUGGAGGUCGUGCGGAGGUUUAGUCGGCUUGCGCCGAGGGGGGAGACGGGGAAGAGGGUGUUGGAGUCGGUGUGUUCGGGGGCGUUGAUCCUUGCUGCGGGUGGGGUGUUGGCUGGGAGGCGGGCGACGACGCAUCAUGCGUUUUUCGAGGAGCUGGAGAAGGUGGCGGAUGGGGCGGAGGGGCAAGGCGGGAAGAGUGGGAUUGAGGUGUUGAGGGGGAGGAGGUGGGUUGAUGCUGGGGUUACGGAGGAGGGGGUUAGGAUCGUGACGGCGGGGGGUGUGAGUAGUGGGAUUGAUGCUACGCUUUGGGUUGUUGAGGAGUUGGUUGGGAAGGAGGCUGCGGAGUGGACGGCGGAGAUUGUGGAGUUUGAGAGGAGGGGGGAGGGAGAAGGCUGGGGAGCUUAGAGGGGACGAUGGUUUUGUCACUGGGUUGGUGUCGUGAGGUGAUGUUCAAUUGAGUACAGUAUGGAUCAU
Molecule: messenger RNA, 979 nt
Organism: Aaosphaeria arxii CBS 175.79
Lineage: Eukaryota; Fungi; Ascomycota; Dothideomycetes; Pleosporales
Product: class I glutamine amidotransferase-like protein
Exons: 1
Coding region: 200-910 (236 amino acids)
Source: RefSeq, a predicted model, not a curated record